AUGAGACCUCGUUGUAUAAUCGCUUUCUUGAUUCUAUCAUUGAUUACAUAUUUUAGACUCCAAAUCACAAGAGCGGAAGAGCGUAGAUUUCAAGAUUCCAUUGAUGAGAAGAAAAACAGGAGAAUUUUGCACCAACCAUUGUUUCCAGCAAGUUCAGCACCUCCACCUCAAUCAGAAUUAUCGCCGCCGCCACCUCCUCCAGACAGCCCAGAAUCACCAAAUCAAGACCAGCCCUUCUUCCAUGAACUCCCCAACGGGUCGACACCUGAUCAGGUCCACCAGUCUCCACAGGCACCAGCCAGUGGCACGACAGUGGGGAAUCCAGUUGUCACUCAACCAUCCAAGUCAGCAAAGAAAGUGGCAAUUGCGAUAUCAGUUGGGAUUGUUACUUUGGGAAUGUUUUCGGCACUGGCAUUCUAUCUCUACAAACACAGAGUGAAACAUCCUGAUGUUUCGCAAAAGCUUGUUAGUGGUAAUUCACAGAGGAUCAAUGAAGACUCGGGAGUAGGACCGUCCACUUUUCUAUAUGUUGGGACGGUGGAGCCGUCCACUACAAGAUCAGUGAGCGAAACAAAUGUUGUCAAUAUCUCGCCCAGUCAAAAAUUGAAAUCUAUGGAAAGAUCUGAUCAGACACGGUAUAGGCCUAGUCCUGACCUUCAGCCACUGCCACCAUUGAACAAACCCCCGCCACCUAGCAUAAAUUUGUCGCCGACCAUAUCAUCAUCAGACGAUGAGAGUCAUGAUACUACUUUUUACAGUGCGCAUGCCUCAUCAGUAAGCAACAUGUCCCCCAGUUCACGCCACAGCUAUCCAAGCAAUAAUUCUAGCCUGAUGCACCAGGCCAGGCCGGAUCAUGUUGUCCCUCAACCCAAGAGAACUUCACCAAAGUCUUGCCUUUCAAUGUCUUCCCCAGAUACAAAACAUGCUAUCAUACCAACAAUUAACCAAUUGCUACCCCCUUAUCCGUUUCCUCCUCCUCCUCCUCCUCCUCCUCCACCACCACCACCACCAACUUCUUCCUUAGAGUCACUGAAGCAAUCUGAAGAGCAGCCAAGCAUAUCAGCUCAACCAUAUAUUCCUAAAAGGCCUAAAUUUUCAGCACCACCUCCACCACUGGACAUUGGACGGCUUCAAUGGAUAAACAAUGACGUGCAGCAGGCAUCCAAAAUCCCAGUUCCACCACCGCCACCAAUGCCAACUUCCAGAAGAUUGAGCACUGUAAAGAAUACACCUUCACCGGCUUCCACAAUGAUAAGGUCACAAGCAGGGACUUCAAGCCCCAGAGCAACUCCAAGGAUUAAGAAGACAAGUCCAGUCAAAGAAGUUAAUACAGGUGUCAAUUCAUCGGAGAAACAAGAUGCAGGGGACAGUGAAGGAUCAAAACCCAAGUUGAAGCCUUUUCACUGGGACAAGGUACGAACAACCUCGGACAGAGCCACUGUUUGGGACCAGCUAAAUUCAAGCUCUUUCCAGUUAAAUGAGGAAGCUAUGGAAUCACUUUUUGGAUGGAGUUCUGCAAAUUCAGUUCCUAAAGAAGCAACUAGGAAGUCGGUCCUCCCUCCUGUAGAAAUGGAGAACAGAGUGCUGGACCCAAAGAAGUCUCAGAACAUAGCUAUCCUAUUACGAGCGUUGAAUGUGACAAGGGAUGAGGUUUCAGAAGCACUUUUAGAUGGAAAUCCAGAGGGAUUAGGUGUAGACCUUUUAGAGACUUUAGUGAAGAUGACACCAACGAAGGAGGAAGAGAUAAAACUUAAAGACUACAAUGGUGACAUCUCUAAAUUAGGGACGGCAGAGCGAUUCCUCAAGGCAGUUCUUGAUAUUCCAUUUGCCUUUAAACGAGUGGAGGCCAUGCUAUACAGAGCAAACUUUGAUACAGAAGUAAAAUACUUGAGAAAGUGCUUUCUAACCAUAGAGGAAGCAAGUGAAGAACUGAAAAACAGUCGCCUAUUCCUUAAACUCCUUGAAGCUGUUCUAAGGACAGGAAACCGAAUGAAUGUCGGUACCAACCGUGGUGAUGCCAGAGCUUUUAAACUUGAUACUUUGUUGAAAUUAGUAGACAUAAAAGGAACGGAUGAUAAAACAAACUUCAGCUUUAAAGAGGAGGAUUUUAAAAGGCAAGGGUUGCAAGUUGUAGCAGGGUUAAGCAAAGAGCUUGGCAAUGUCAGAAGGGCAGCAGGUAUGGACUCAGAUUUAUUGAGUAGUUAUGUCUCCAAGCUUGAAAUAGGACUUGAGAAAGUCAGAUUGGUUUUGCUGCAUGAGAAACAAAAUUCACAAGGAAAAUUUUUCAACUCAAUGCAAAUGUUUCUUGACUAUGCUCAAAAGGAAAUCAAUGGGGUUAAGGCUGAAGAGACGGCAACCUUAUCAAUGGUGAAAGAGCUGACAGAGUAUUUCCACGGAGAUGCUGUAAGAGAGGAGGCCCAUCCUUUCAGGAUUUUCAUGAUUGUGCGAGAUUUUCUCUCCACGUUAGAUAGUGUCUGCAAAGAUGUUGGGACGAUGCAGGACAGAACAACAAUAGGUGCUGCGAGAUCAUUCAGAAUUCCUGUAUCUGCAUCACUUCCAGUGCUCAAUAGAUAUAAUAUACAACAUGAUAGAAGUUCUGACGACGAAAGCAUGUCAUCUUAG
This is a messenger RNA of Fraxinus pennsylvanica, 2622 nucleotides long. The record is from the annotation of a GenBank genome assembly. NCBI's taxonomy places the organism in Eukaryota, Viridiplantae, Streptophyta, Magnoliopsida, Lamiales, Oleaceae.